Apus apus (common swift) is the source of this 1202-nucleotide messenger RNA. RefSeq names its product protein Wnt-11b-like. The record is from RefSeq and is a predicted model, not a curated record. Lineage: Eukaryota; Metazoa; Chordata; Aves; Apodiformes; Apodidae. Gene Ontology annotation, molecular function: frizzled binding; cytokine activity. The transcript has 5 exons. Gene Ontology annotation, biological process: multicellular organism development; canonical Wnt signaling pathway; cell fate commitment. The coding region runs from base 1 to 1050 and encodes 349 amino acids. Gene Ontology annotation, cellular component: extracellular region.
AUGGGCCGUCCCGCCGCCGCCGCCGCGCUGCUCUGCCAGCUGGGGCUCUCCGCGGCCAUCCAGUGGCUCGGGCUGACAAAGAGCGGCAGCGGGGUGGCCUGGAACGAAAGCCAGCACUGCCGGCUGCUCGCCGGGCUGGUCCCCGACCAGCUCCAGAUGUGCAGGAGGAACCUGGAGGUGAUGCACAGCAUCCUCCGGGCUGCCCGGCAGGCCGAGGCCGUCUGCCAGAAAACCUUCAGGGAGAUGAGGUGGAACUGCUCCUCCAUCCAGCGUGCCCCCAGCUUUGGCCCUGACCUGCUGAAAGGAACGCGGGAAUCCGCCUUUGCCCACGCCCUGGCUGCCGCCGCCGUCUCCCUCUCCAUCUCCCGAGCCUGCACCUCGGGAGAAAUCCCGCUCUGCUCCUGCGGUUCCGUCCCCUCCGAGGUCCCCGGGCCGGCUUUCCGAUGGGGUGGCUGCGGGGACAACCUGAGCUACGGGCUCCAGCUCGGCGCUGCCUUCGCCGACAGCCCCUUCAAGUCCAGCAGGCGGGGGACGCGGGCGCUCCGAGCCGUGCACCUGCACAACAACGCGGUGGGGCGGCAGGUGCUGAGCGACUCCCUGCACACCAAGUGCAAGUGCCACGGUGUUUCGGGCUCCUGCUCAGUGAAGACCUGUUGGAAGGGACUGGCAAACCUGGAUGAAAUUGCCUCCGACCUCAAGUCCAAGUACCUGGCAGCCAUCAGGGUGACCCACCGGCUCAUCGGGCCCAGGAAGCAGCUGAUACCCAAAGAAGUGGAGGUCAGGCCAGUGACAGAGACAGAUCUGGUUUAUCUCAUCAACUCUCCCGACUACUGCACCCCAAAUCCCCACCUGGGCUCUCUGGGGACACAGGACAGGCAGUGCAACAAGACCUCCCCGGGCAGUGACAGCUGCAACCUGAUGUGCUGUGGCCGUGGGUACAACACCUACACAGAGGAGCUGCAGGAGAGGUGUCACUGCAAGUACCACUGGUGCUGCCACGUGGUGUGCAAGAAGUGUCGGCGGAAGGUGGAGAGAUACGUCUGCAAGUAACCCCAGGGCUCUUGCUUUGCCAGGGAAGGCCUCAAACUGGAAGCUGCUGGGAAGCCUGGGGACCGACCUCUGCUUCAUCUCUCUCCAGAGCAAGACAAAGGGCUGCCCUCCUGCAGCUGGUGGGGUGUCCAGGCCUCUGUCUCCAGCUGGGA